Messenger RNA from Sciurus carolinensis (gray squirrel), 1842 nucleotides. RefSeq names its product PRKR interacting protein 1 (gene Prkrip1). The transcript is spliced from 6 exons. The coding region runs from base 43 to 600 and encodes 185 amino acids. The record is from RefSeq and is a predicted model, not a curated record. Gene Ontology annotation, cellular component: nucleolus. NCBI's taxonomy places the organism in Eukaryota, Metazoa, Chordata, Mammalia, Rodentia, Sciuridae. Gene Ontology annotation, biological process: negative regulation of protein kinase activity. Gene Ontology annotation, molecular function: double-stranded RNA binding; protein kinase binding; protein kinase inhibitor activity.
CGCGCCGGAGUCUUCGCUGGCGGGGGCAGUGGGAGAGGUGCCAUGGCGAGCUCGGCCGCCUCGUCUGUGCGACCACCGAGGCCCAAGAAAGAACCGCAGACGCUCGUCAUCCCAAAGAAUGCGGCGGAGGAGCAGAAGCUGAAGCUGGAGCGGCUCAUGAAGAACCCGGAUAAAGCAGUUCCGAUUCCAGAAAAAAUGAGUGAAUGGGCACCUCGACCUCCCCCAGAAUUUGUCCGAGAUGUAAUGGGUUCAAGUGCUGGGGCUGGCAGUGGAGAGUUCCAUGUGUACAGGCAUCUGCGCCGCAGAGAGUACCAGCGACAGGACUACAUGGAUGCCAUGGCUGAGAAGCAAAAAUUGGAUGCAGAGUUUCAGAAGAGACUGGAAAAGAAUAAAAUUGCUGCAGAGGAGCAGACUGCAAAGCGUCGGAAAAAGCGCCAGAAAUUAAAAGAGAAGAAAUUACUGGCAAAGAAGAUGAAACUUGAGCAGAAGAAUCAAAAAGAAGGACGCAGUCAGUCCCAGGAGCAGCAGUCCACUAGCUCUGAGGAGGCAUCUGGAACCGAGGAGGAGGAAGACGAACCCAGCUUCAUCAUGGGGCGAUGAAGUGCUUGCACACCGGCCGUCAGGAGCCUGGCUCUUUCUGUGACCAGGGCUCCAAAUCCUCAAUGCGACCAGAAGGAAGAAGAGCCUGUUUGGCUCAGCUCCCCAGGACUCACUGUGCAGGAAGCACUUGGGAGCCCCCAGCUGCUUGUAGUCCUGUUGGCAGGACUCAGCCUGGGGGACAGGGGACUGUCUCCUGGAGGGCACUGCCUGGCAUCCUCCGUCCGUGCUCCUGCUGUAGGGAAAAGGCCUCACCGCCUGCCUCUGGCUCCUGUUCUCUGGAUUUGAAUGGCAGCAAGUGUGGGGCUGGUUUCUGUGAAGGGAAUAUUUAUUUAGUAAAAAGCAGAAAACCUCUAGGCACUGUUCAGAUAUGUGGACUGUGAAUCCCAGAGCUGUAGAGAGGCUGUGGAGUGACGCUGAGACGGGGCCUGAGGGGCUGCAGAUCCUGUUAGCCAUCUGCUCCCUGACUCCCUGCCCCCGACACAGCCUUGCCCUGGUGCCGGCCAGUUGCUGGUUUUUGACCCUGUUCCUCCACUCAGGGUGCAGACCAAACUGCGGGAGAGCCGCAUCCCCAGCAGCUCCCAGAACCAAGGGAGGUGUGGGCAGGACUUCACCAGGGGCUGGACCACGGGAAUGGGGGCUUGCUGUGGGGAAUGCAGUGGAGACCAGAGAAUAAGGAGGGAGAGAACCCAGGCUGGGCUGACGGGCCCGAGCCGAGCUGCAGGAGGGGCCAAGCUGCACUUCCAUCCUGAGGUCACAGGGCAUCUACAGAGGAGGGACUGAAGUGCCCACAGCUGGUUGGAACUUUCCUCCGGGUUGCAUAGGAGCCAGCACUCCCACUGUGUCUUUGAGUGGUGCUGUGCUGGAGCCAGGGAGCUUGGGAGGUGACCGAGGACAGCUUUGACCUCAGUGUCUUCCCGAGGUAACUCAGGGCUGCCUUUGACUUGGGUGCCUUCAGGCCAGUGGGGGCAACAGAGACAGUUUCUGUUUAGAGUCUUCGCUCCAUCUUUGGAUUAUCUCCCAACUCCUGAAAAUGUGGUGUGCCUUUUAUGGACUUGGAUAGCAUUAAGGAGGAAGUGGUUUUGAGUGAGGGGAAACACAGGAAGGCUUACUUAUCUUUCACACAGAGUUCCCUGGCCCCACUCUGCCACGCGACAUCUCUGACAAGUUUUGUCCCAAGAGUUUUUCUUUCCCAGGAAGCGGAAAUGAAGAGUCAGUCCUAAUAAACUGACACAUACCCUGGUG